This is a messenger RNA of Fomitopsis serialis, 904 nucleotides long. RefSeq lists its product as uncharacterized. NCBI's taxonomy places the organism in Eukaryota, Fungi, Basidiomycota, Agaricomycetes, Polyporales, Fomitopsidaceae. The coding region runs from base 21 to 665 and encodes 214 amino acids. The record is from RefSeq and is a predicted model, not a curated record. The transcript has 5 exons.
CGCAGGGUCAAUGCGUUAUCAUGAGCACGGAUGACCUCUACGAUCUACAGAGACAGGAGGAUUCAUUGAAACAUAGCCCCAAUGCAACAUUGCCGUUAUACCAUGGCGGCUUGAUCACUAGGCCGAAGUACGGCCGGCGCGCAGAUAUCAAUAUACCGCCUGGGCAUACCAUGGAUACUGCAUUUUCAAGCGGUGCUGCUGCCAAGGCUGUUAACUCCUGGAGUGAGAACAACGUGCUUUCCCGUUUGAUGUCCCCUGUUAUACAGGCCGCAUCGCAGAACAGAGUGGUCACCAACAUCGAUCCUCUAGGCAAUACAUCUGCUCGGCUACCCGACGGCGUCACCAGCGGAGACCCGGAGCGGGUCGCCACGCCGAUGCGCUGUUGUUGGGGUACAUGCGACGCGAAUAUCGAAGACGCGACUUGCCGAGGCGUCAUAAGGCAUCUCAGGGAGGCACAUAUACAGGAUAUAACGGGAGAAAACAUCCAGUGUCGCUGUGGCCCUUGCAUAUCCAUCAUGGAUGGGCCAUCCAGGAUGGGCAUACAUGUCGCUGCGAUUCAUCUGCAUCUGACCGUGAAGAUAUGCCCAUUUUGCGGGGAAUUUUUCGGCAUGCUUUCACCCAUGGAGCGGCAUAUCGUCAAAGUCCACAGCGGGCGGCGAGAAUAAUGUCCUUCGUGAAGCGCACACGGCAAUGUGCUUAGCGACAUGCACUUGCUAUCAAAGAGCAAUUUCUGGUUACAAAGCGACGUGUGUAUGAUAUCGGAUUGUGCGAAGCAAAGAAACAUCCGUGAUACAUUCGAUGACACGUGAACAGUGCAUGUUUUGACACUCCCGAGAGCCGCUCUCCCUUGUUCUGUACUACUCCCCCUCUAAUACAAUUCAGGCGUCGUUCUGAGCUGUCCUGC